AUGUCCUCCCCAUCUUGUUCCAAUAUUGAAUAUCGAUAUGCAUUCCUUCAUGGAUUUGCCUCAUCACCUCAAACUGAGAAGGCUGUUCAUUUGAAACAAUUUAUGGAAGAUAAAUAUAAUAUUGAAAUGGUGUGUCCCGAUUUGAAUGUACCAACUUUUGAAGAUCUUACCGUCACAAAUAUGUUAAAUUAUUUAAAGGAGGAAAUUUUCAUUGUUCGGGAUGGUGAGAAAAAUAUUAAAUGGAGAGUGGUGGCUAGUUCUCUGGGAGGUUUUACUGCAUGUAGAUUUGCACAACUUUAUCCUGGUAUUAUUGAUUCACUUCUCUUAUUAGCUCCAGCAUUUGACAUUCAAGGAGUUUGGCAAUCUUUCAUUACACUUGAAAAAUGGGAAAAAUUAGGAGCUAUUCCAGUAUUUAAUUACAAGUAUAAUGAGAAUAGAAAUAUCAAAUCCUCACAUUUGAAAGAUUUGUUGGAGCAUCCAAUAUUCCCUUUACCAAAAGAAUUGUUGAUUAGAAAGGAUGAUCAAGAAGGCAAUCAACGAGUUUUCAUCAUUCAUGGAAGUGAAGAUAAAGUUAUUCCUUAUGGAAAUAGUUUGAAAUUCGUAAAAUCAAUUGAAGAAAAUGGAUUUUCUGAGAGGAGUGUUGAAAUUUCUCAAGUUAAGGAUGGACAUGGCUUGAUUAAGGAAGAAUCUUUACAAUUAAUGGAAAAGUACAUUACAGAAAAGUGGAUGACCAAUCAUUAA
Messenger RNA from Naegleria gruberi, 741 nucleotides. RefSeq lists its product as uncharacterized. Bases 1 to 741 code for a protein of 246 amino acids. Lineage: Eukaryota; Heterolobosea; Eutetramitea; Acrasida; Naegleriidae. Gene Ontology annotation, molecular function: hydrolase activity, hydrolyzing O-glycosyl compounds. The record is from RefSeq and is a predicted model, not a curated record. The transcript has 2 exons.